AUGGACUUAAGAAUAAAAUAUCGCUCACGGAGUUAUAAUGCAAGAAAUCGGUACCAAAAGUUUGUAGUCGAAACAACGCCUGAAAGCUGCAAAAUCCCUGAAUACAACAGCUUAAGAGACCCAAAUUUGUCAGGUUUUUUUGCAACUUAUGAUAAACGAAAAUUACUGCGAAAGCAAAAACUCGUACUUCGCCCCCAACAAUAAGAAAAAUUUUGCUUAUUAGGGUUGAAAAGACAGAAUUACACUGUAAAAUUCAUAUGCAUGAAUCGAAUUUUUCCACCCAAAUAUAAACAAAUUUAGAAUAAAAUUUAUUAUUUAUAAUUUGUGCUAAAGCACUCUAAUAACCAAAGCUUUGGCUCAUUGAUAGAGAUGGAGUAAGAGAGAAUUAGAUUAAUAAGAAAGGUCGUGUCAACGACAGAGUGGUCUUCAGAACCUUGGUUGAUGAGUCAUUACUGAGAAAAAACAGAGUAAAGAAAUCAAGAAGCAAAACGCCUCCAAAAAAUAAUUCGAGAAAGGUAAAAAAGAAAGAAUUCAAACUGCCUCCUCUAAGAGCUAAAAGUCAUAAUGCUUCAUAUGACAAAAGUAUAUCUAAUGAAUCAUAUAUUGAUGCGUAA
This is a messenger RNA of Blepharisma stoltei, 614 nucleotides long. The record is from the annotation of a GenBank genome assembly. Lineage: Eukaryota; Ciliophora; Heterotrichea; Heterotrichida; Blepharismidae.